AUGACUUCAACACGUACAGGAGAAGAUGAGGUUGGAGCUACAGGAGAAUGUGUUGUUGAAGCAACAGGAAAAGAUGAUGUUGGAGCUACAGGAGAAGAUGAGGUUGGAGCUACAGGAGAAUGUGUUGUUGAAGCAACAGGAAAAGAUGAUGUUGGAGCUACAGGAGAAGAUGAGGUUGGAGCUACAGGAGAAUGUGUUGUUGAAGCAACAGGAAAAGAUGAUGUUGGAGCUACAGGAGAAGAUGAGGUUGGAGCUACAGGAGAAUGUGUUGUUGAAGCAACAGGAAAAGAUGAUGUUGGAGCUACAGGAGAAGAUGAGGUUGGAGCUACAGGAGAAUGUGUUGUUGAAGCAACAGGAAAAGAUGAUGUUGGAGCUACAGGAGAAGAUGAGGUUGGAGCUACAGGAGAAUGUGUUGUUGAAGCAACAGGAAAAGAUGAUGUUGGAGCUACAGGAGAAGAUGAGGUUGGAGCUACAGGAGAAUGUGUUGUUGAAGCAACAGGAAAAGAUGAUGUUGGAGCUACAGGAGAAGAUGAGGUUGGAGCUACAGGAGAUGAUGAUGUUAGAGCAACAGGAGAAGACAAUGUCGGAGCUAGAGGAGAUGUUGAGGUUGGAGCAACAGGAGAAGAUGAUGUUAGAGCAACAGGAGAAGAUGAGGUUGGAGCUACAGGAGAUGAUGAUGUUAGAGCAACAGGAGAAGACAAUGUCGGAGCUAGAGGAGAUGUUGAGGUUGGAGCAACAGGAGAAGAUGAUGUUGGAGCUACAGGAGAUGAUGAUGUUAGAGCAACAGGAGAAGACAAUGUUGGAGCUACAGGAGAUGAUGAUGUUAGAGCAACAGGAGAAGACAAUGUCGGAGCUAGAGGAGAUGUUGAGGUUGGAGCAACAGGAGAAGAUGAGAUUGGAGCCACAGGAGAUGAUGAUGUUGGAGCAACAGGAGAAGAUAAUGUCGGAGCUAGAGGAGAUGUUGAGGUUGGAGCAACAGGAGAAGAUGAUGUUAGAGCAACAGGAGAAGAUGAGGUUGGAGCUAGAAGAGAUGUUGAGGUUGGAGCAACAGGAGAAGAUGAUGUUAGAGCAACAGGAGAAGAUGGAGCAACAGUUGAAGAUGAUGUUUGA
Molecule: messenger RNA, 1110 nt
Organism: Sinocyclocheilus anshuiensis
Lineage: Eukaryota; Metazoa; Chordata; Actinopteri; Cypriniformes; Cyprinidae
Product: S-antigen protein-like
Exons: 3
Coding region: 1-1110 (369 amino acids)
Source: RefSeq, a predicted model, not a curated record